AUGAAUGUGAGCCAUGCUUCAGUUCAUCCAGUUGAAGAAGUUCCAAACACUGAAGGUGGUGUUGCGGUUGCCGAACAAAACGUUAACGUGCCUCUGGUCGUGAGGAUGAAGGAUAUUCAAGGGAUGCCUGGUACUGUUGGUGGGUUAGCUUUACGCGUUUCGCAGUUUAUUUUUGGUGCUGCUGCACUCUCUAUUAUGGCCUCCACAAGUGAUUUUCCUUCAGUUACUGCCUUCUGUUUCCUUGUUGCGGCUGCCGGUUUGCAGACUUUGUGGAGCAUUUCAUUAGCUAUUACUGACAUAUACGCCAUUUUAGUAAGACGGUCUUUGCAGAACUACCGACUUGUCAGUUCGUUUACAAUUGGCGACGGGGUUACUUCGACGCUUAUGUUUGCGGCAGCGUGUGCAUCGGCAGGUAUCACAGUUCUCAUCGAUAACGAUCUUGGUAAUUGUUCAGAGAACCACUGUGUGCAGUUUGAAACAGCUACAGGCAUGGCAUUCAUAUGCUGGUUCACUACAGUGCCGUCGUUUCUGCUCAACUUCUGGUCUUUGGCUUCACGGUAG
Molecule: messenger RNA, 561 nt
Organism: Lathyrus sativus (Indian pea)
Lineage: Eukaryota; Viridiplantae; Streptophyta; Magnoliopsida; Fabales; Fabaceae
Source: the annotation of a GenBank genome assembly